CGCACUGGGACUGUUGAAAACUGCGUCAACUUCAUGUUUUGACAGCUAAAGUUUGUGAAGAUUUGUGAAGUUUUCGGACAUGAGCGAAGAUGGAUGAGGACGAUGGAUUCGAGGUCCCGCAGAGGAACGAGUAUCGCUACCUGGUGCAGGAGGACGAGGAGGAGGAGGUGCAGUACGUCCGGCACCGCCACUACAUCAGCCCCUUCCUGGUUCUGUCCAAACGCUGCAUCCUCCUGAUCUGCCUCGGCGUGGUCGCCCUGCUGGCGCUCGCCGCCUACCUGGGCUACGUGGCGCAGACGCUGCCGCCGGGACGCGCCCAGGUGUCGACGGACUGCGGCGAGUUCAGAGGAAAACAUGAAAAUGGGGCCUACUCCUUUAAGGGCAUUCCCUUCGCCGCUCCGCCGGUCGGGGAGCGGCGCUGGGCUCCUCCAUCCGACCCGGCGUGCAAGCAGGGCGUGACGGACGCCACGCGCUUCCGCAGCGUUUGCGCUCAGGUGCAGCCGAUGUCGAGCGCGGGGAAGGUGAUCGGCCAGGAGGACUGCCUGUUCGUCAACGUGUGGACGCCCACGCUGCGGCCCGGCGCCGCGCUGCCCGUCAUGGUCUGGAUCCACGGAGGAUCCCUGCAGACGCUCAGCGGCGGCGAGCCCGGAUACUCGCCCACGGAGAAGCUGGCCGCCGACACUCAGCUGGUUUACGUCAGCUUCAACUACAGACUCAACGCCUUCGGCUUCCUGGCGCUGGAGGUGUUGAGAGAAGGUUCUCCAAGAAACACCUCAGGGAACUACGGUUUCCUGGACCAGAUCGCGGCGCUGAACUGGGUCCGGAACAUCCGCAGGUUCGGAGGUGACCCUGGAAGGGUCACGAUAUUUGGACAGAGCUCAGGCGGGACGUCGGUGUGGACCUUGAUGACGUCGCCGCUGGAGGGUCUGUUUCACGCCGCCGUGGAUAUGAGCGGCUCGUACGUACUGAAUGCCACGCUGGAAAAAGCCGAAUCGGACAACCUGGUGUUCCUGGAGAAGACGGGCUGCAAAGACCUGGCCUGCCUGCGAGGUCUGUCCAUGAGACAGGUGCUGCAGGCCGUCCCAUGGGACCAGUACCCAUCCUGGGCCGGACAGGAUCUAACCGAUCUCCCCACCAGGGGGCGCCUCAUCGGGCCGGUCGCAGUGGUGGACGGGUUCGUCCUGGAAGCUCCGCCUUUCGAGGUUUGGGAGAAAAAGCAAAACUUCAGCGACGUGCCGUUUGUGGUCGGGACGACGGAGCAGGAGGCAGACUUCAGUCCUCCUGCCCUGAACAUCUCUGAGUGGACCUGGGGGGACUACAGCUGGUUUGUAAGGGAAAAGCUCCAGUCCUUCGGUCCGAAUCUCCCUAAAGACGCUCUGGAUCUGUACCCGUCCUCGGCCCCCUGUCCCACCAGAGACCGCUGUCCGGAGAGGGCCUUCACCACCAUGGUGUCUGACAUCAGGGUCACCUGUCCCAACAACGACCUGGCCAGGAGGGCCGCAGAGGCUCUCAGGAGUCCGGUGUAUCGAUACGUUGUGACCCACACGCCCUCCGGACCCGUCAACACGUCCAGCCGGCUGCUGCCGUUUCCCAGCCGCUUCUCCUUCCACUGCCUGGAUGUUCUGGCUUUCUUUGGAGGACUGGACCGCUUCCUGGCCAAACCGCUGUCUCCUCAGGACCGCAGCUUCCAGCAGCUCUUCACUCACCACCUGGUCAACUUCGCCAAAACAGGGAGGAUGGAGGCGGCGUGGCCGGAGUACCCAUCAGCCAUUGCUCUGCUGUCGGAGAAGCUGGAGGUGAAGAAGAACAACUCGUCCUCUCGCUGUGAGCUGUGGGAGAAGAACGGUCUGUUCGCCUACGCCUGGAUGAACUGAGCUGCUGCUGUACAGGUCUCCACCCUGACUGACGUUCUUCAGAUUAAAUCGCUCGUUUGUUGUGACUUUUGACGUCUAUGAACCACUUCGGCUGAUGGUAGAUUAAUAGUCCAACCGGAUCGGUUCAGAAACAUGACGGAUGUUUCUGGGUGGAUUCACGCUUCAGUCUGCCUGACGGAGCUGAAGACCAAAGAAAAGUAGGAAAUGAGAGAAUUCAGAUGUUUAAGAUGGUGACAGAAAUAAUACUUUCCAGAUCCAUAAAGGAAAAAAACAAUCAGAACUGUAGGUGGCGACAGACCAGUUCAGCUGCAGCUGAUGUUUUAUUAAUCUUCACAUUCGCUCAUAAAACUCCCCAGAAACAAAUCUCUAAAUAAGUAAGUUCAUAAAUUACUGAAUUAACUGUUUUCAAAAGAAACGGAAAGUACAUUUAAUGUAAAAAAAUACUUUAUUUAAGGCUGUUGAUGCUGAUGGCUGUAAGCUGGACGGAUCUUUUGUAGCAGUCUGUGUUACAGGGGCGCUGAAGAAGCCUCUGUAAAAGUGCUUUCAGAAGUAAAAAUAGAAAUGAAAUAAUACCCAAAAGACUUAAAAAUAUGUGAACUCUUGACACAGUUUCACCUUUGGUGAAAGUUGAAAUGUUCCAGGUAGCGCUGAGCCCUGCUAAGCUGGACACAAGAAGCUCAAAGAGGAUUUAAAACACAAAAAAAAAAAAAAAAAAACAUAACAAUCACCUUUUUUAUCAAAGUCUUAUGACUUUGUAACGUCCUGUUACAAAGUCAUAAGAAUAUCUCUUCUAAUUAAAGAUAAUUUAACCACUCCAGGGAUGAAGUGGUUAAAUUCUGCAGUGGUUAAAAGCAGCUGCAGAGAGGUUGAUGCUUCACACCUGCUCCCCGUCUCGUCCCUCCCUGAUCACAGUGGACAGACGGCAGAAACAAGCAAACAAAUCAUUCAAACAGAAAUAAAAACAGGUCAAAAUGUAAAAAAUAUUAAAAACUUCAGGCAUAAAGAUUUUUAGAGUUGAUGUCUGAAAAUCUGCAUCUCUAUUAUUUUUUAUAUUUUCUUCCUAUAAGUUUUUGAAAUUAUUCCUUUAAUUGGAAUUUUCCAUUUUUCCCUCAGAGUUGAACAUCUUCUCUCUGUACAUAUCUUUGUCUGCCGCCAAGUGAUGAAGGCAGAAGCAACAGAAAGAUUUUUAACAUAUUUGAACCAUUUUUAGUAACUGGCCACAUUGAGACAUGAAACUGAUUUCAACCUCUAAACAUUAAUACAUUAUUGAUCAAGUUGUGAUAAAAGUCUAAUAUUUUUUUGUACAAAAAAAGAAAAAUCACAAGGCAUGACACUGUCACCGCCGUGCUUCAGUGUAGCGUUGCCAUGAUGAUCAGCAGGUGUAAAGCUUC
This is a messenger RNA of Poeciliopsis prolifica (blackstripe livebearer), 3265 nucleotides long. Its product is annotated as para-nitrobenzyl esterase-like. The record is from RefSeq and is a predicted model, not a curated record. NCBI's taxonomy places the organism in Eukaryota, Metazoa, Chordata, Actinopteri, Cyprinodontiformes, Poeciliidae.